Hyaloscypha bicolor E is the source of this 983-nucleotide messenger RNA. RefSeq lists its product as uncharacterized. NCBI's taxonomy places the organism in Eukaryota, Fungi, Ascomycota, Leotiomycetes, Helotiales, Hyaloscyphaceae. The record is from RefSeq and is a predicted model, not a curated record. The coding region runs from base 253 to 750 and encodes 165 amino acids. The transcript has a single exon.
UGAAAAAAGAAUAAUGAUAUUGCGCUGUGGUAGAAAAAACGCUGGUCGUGGUGCCCAACUCGUACAUUGGCCGGCCCUUAAGGGUCGCGGUCGACGAAGUUGUUUGCAGCAACCACUCAUCCGUACAGGCAGUACGGGCGGCAAAGCCUGGUGUAUCCUACCAAAUUCCUUCCUGAACGAAAACACCGCCAAAUUCCCGAAAGCACAACAAGUUCCAUCCUGAACAGAAAGCCCAGCCAAGUCCCAAACAGAAUGAAGUCCCAAAAGCCCCAAACGCCGUAUCCCUAUCAAGAGAACCCAGAACGCCAUGUCCCAAACUCUGUUUCCAAGUCAGUCGAGAUUCAUCAGGAAGUCACGACGAAACUUACCGAAAGUCAAGCUCGUUCAAGCUCCUAUCCCAGCAAUUCCCAUCCUGAACGAAAACCCAGCCAAGUCCCAAAAGACACAAACAAACAAACACACACACACACAAGAGGUCAACAGCGCGAAGGCAGCUGGACAGAGAGGUCUGCGUUUCGAAGUCAGCCGCGAUGUUCCAGAACAAUAACGAACGAAUUUCCCGAUUGUUCGAGGGUCAAAUGGGGCAAUGGAGUACUCACAAGAUGUUCAACGGCUUCAGAACAUGCCGGACGGAAGACGGGGUCGAGCGCGAGGCUUCGACGAUUCUACGGUGGAGAAUUGGGAGAAUGGGAUGGACUCCAGUUCCUUGAUAUAGUCUUCGGCGCAGAGGACUAUUUCAGCGCACUGUGAUCGUACGGUUGGGAACUGUUCUCGUAUCGAUGGGUACUUUGAUGGUACGGAUGAGUAAACCGAGGACGAGAAACGAUACACCGGCUUCUUCCGGGGAGCGGCGGUGAUGAACGUUUCUGUCGAGUACCUCUUUGGACGAGGAGGAGCGGCCGCAGCGACGGUUGUUCGGCUGGGCGGAGGAGGAGGAGGAGGGAGGAGAGGGGCCCGCGCAAGGGUGACUGGGCGCGGCGGAG